AUGACAGCUAUUAAAUGUAAGCUAGAAAAACUGUUUUCAGGAGGAAGGAUUUCCUGGCCCUGUUUAGCCUUUUCUAUUUGGUCAACUUAUGAAACAUUCUUUGUUCAUGUUCCUUUUUUUUUUUGGCUUUGUUUUUGGGCUUUGGCCUUGCUUGUAUUAGACGAAAAGAAUGAUCGCUUGAAGGACCCUAUUCGUAAGCGAUUUGUGGAAUAUCUGGACAGAGCAGAAAUGCUGAAAGAAUUUCUGAAUGAACAAGAGAAAAAACAGAAAGAACCCGUUGGGGCAAACGGGGCGUCUAAAAAAAAAAAGACUGAUAACUCGCUGGAUGAUGGUGACGACGAUGAUCCGGAUAUGAAGAAAAUGAGAGCAAGUUUGACAGGGGCUAUACUUACGGAGAAGCCUAAUGUAAGAUGGGAUGAUGUUGCAGGCUUAGAAGGAGCAAAAGAAGCGCUUAAAGAGGCUGUUAUCUUACCUAUCAAAUUCCCACAUCUGUUCACUGGCAAACGUAAACCAUGGAGAGGAAUCUUACUAUAUGGGCCACCAGGUACAGGUAAAUCGUACCUUGCCAAAGCGGUGGCAACAGAAGCCAACUCCACCUUUUUUUCUGUGUCAUCAUCCGAUCUUGUAUCGAAAUGGCUCGGUGAAAGUGAACGUUUAGUGAAGCAACUCUUUCAGAUUGCCCGCGAGAAUAAGCCUUCCAUAGUAUUCAUUGAUGAAGUGGAUUCAUUAUGUGGGACACGUGGAGAAGGUGAAUCAGAGGCUUCAAGACGCAUAAAAACAGAGUUUCUUGUGCAAAUGAAUGGUGUCGGAAAUGAUAUGGAUGGUGUACUUGUGUUGGGUGCGACUAAUAUACCAUGGCAAUUGGAUUCCGCCAUUAGAAGAAGAUUUGAAAAACGUAUUUAUAUUCCUUUACCUGAUGCCCCUGCACGUGCCACUAUUUUUUCGCUGAAUGUAGGAUCGACACCUUGUACCUUAACACAUGCUGAUUAUAAACGGUUAGCAGAUAUGACUGAAGGAUAUUCAGGUUCAGAUAUAGCAACUAUAGUUAGAGAUGCGUUAAUGCAACCCAUUAGAAAAGUACAGAUGGCAACCCAUUUUAGAUGGGUGAACGCACCCUCGAGAACCGAUCAAACAAAAACCUCACGAUACCUAACUCCUUGCUCACCGGGGGCUCCCGAUGCUGAAGAAAUGACUUGGGUGGAUAUUGAGCCGGACCAACUACUGGAACCAGAACUAACCGUUCAAGAUUUCCUCAAGGCCGUUCAAAACUCUAGACCCACUGUUAACCAGGAUGAUAUUCAACAACAAGUCAGAUUCACUAAUGAUUUUGGCCAAGAAGGUUAA
This is a messenger RNA of Mycotypha africana, 1344 nucleotides long. Its product is annotated as skd1 protein. Lineage: Eukaryota; Fungi; Mucoromycota; Mucoromycetes; Mucorales; Mycotyphaceae. The transcript is spliced from 5 exons. Gene Ontology annotation, biological process: endosomal transport; vacuole organization. The record is from RefSeq and is a predicted model, not a curated record. Bases 1 to 1344 code for a protein of 447 amino acids. Gene Ontology annotation, molecular function: ATP binding; ATP hydrolysis activity.